AUGGCCACAUACAGCGAGACACCCUCUAAGGUCGGAGUCAUCUCCAUCGGCGACAUGGGCGUCGGCAUCGCCAAGCUCCUAAUCGCUAAAGGCUUCCAGGUCGCAACCAACGUCAAAGGCCGCAGCGAAGACACCAUCCAACGCGCCCGCGACGCCAAAGUAGAACUCUUGGACUCAGACAUAGACCUCGCAUCUCAGUGCGCCGUGAUCCUCUCCGUCGUCCCUCCCCGGGACGCCGAGGCGACGGCGGACCGCAUCAUCGACGCCCUGGCCGGCGCCUCGGGCCGAGCGCCCCUCUACUUCAUCGACAUGAACGCCGUCGCGCCCUCGACGUGCAAGUCCAUUGCGUCGUCCUUCACCCGCGCCCGCGCUCCCGCACUCUUCAUCGACGCCUGCAUCAUUGGCGCCCCGCCCCGCCCGAAAUCCGCCCCCAACGCCGGCACCAACGUCUCCUCUUCGUCGGCCCCACAGGGCAACGACAGCGACGACGGCUGGUACGUCCCGGGGAUGCCAAUGUCCGGCCCAAACAAGCUGGCCGACCUAUCUCUUCCAGGAACAGCCGGCCAGGAGACGGAGACCUUUGGCGCCCGCCUCAGCGCCGUCCUCGGCGGGAACCACAUUUCCCCCGACAUCGGCGCCGCGAGCGGCCUCAAGAUGUGCUUCGCCUCCAUGUCAAAGGGCUUCACUGCCAUCGCCACGCAGGCGUUCACGAGUGCCCACAGGAUGGGCGUCCUGGACCACCUGCGUGGCGAGCUGUCGGCGCGCCUGCCGAGUCACCUCGAUUUCGCCGAGAAGGGCGUCGUGACGAUGCCGCCCAAGGCAUAUCGGUGGGUCCGCGAGAUGGAGGAGAUCAGCAAGACGCACGCCGAGGAGGGUGGCUUCGGACCGGAGCUGUUUGUGGGUGCGGCGGGGGUAUACAGGGCCGUGGCAGAGGACUCUCCGCUUGGGGCGGAGAAGAUUGGCAAGAGGAAGAGGGGCACGACGGUGGAGGACGUGGCGGCGGCAAUGACUGAGGGGUUUGAGAGGAAGAAGAAGAAGACGGACUAA
Molecule: messenger RNA, 1047 nt
Organism: Colletotrichum spaethianum
Lineage: Eukaryota; Fungi; Ascomycota; Sordariomycetes; Glomerellales; Glomerellaceae
Exons: 2
Coding region: 1-1047 (348 amino acids)
Molecular function (GO): NADP binding; oxidoreductase activity, acting on the CH-OH group of donors, NAD or NADP as acceptor
Source: RefSeq, a predicted model, not a curated record